Messenger RNA from Coprinopsis cinerea okayama7#130, 682 nucleotides. RefSeq lists its product as hypothetical. Gene Ontology annotation, molecular function: protein binding. The record is from RefSeq and is a predicted model, not a curated record. Lineage: Eukaryota; Fungi; Basidiomycota; Agaricomycetes; Agaricales; Psathyrellaceae. Bases 43 to 498 code for a protein of 151 amino acids. The transcript has 3 exons.
CACCAGCUAUACCCCAGUCUCCCAUCCCAGUUCUUCGUCACCAUGUCCUUUGGAGCCACCGUUACUCUCUCACCCCAUGCCGGAACCUUUCCCUUCUCCGCCAAGCAGCUCUUGAUCAUCGAGUCCAAACCAAUAACCCUCGGCGCCGCCAGCUCUAGCCUCUCUCUAAACGACACCGAAUCCAGACGACCUCUGCCUUCCAAUGGCUGGUUCAAAUCUCUCCAGCCAAAGGAUGACACCACGGUAGACAUCCUCCCACUAUCCCUGAGCGAACGACACGCCCAGCUACGCUCAGACGGCAAGAAGGUAUACAUCCGCGACCUCGACACACCCUUUGGAACCUUCUUGAAUGGCACGCGCCUAACCCAGGAGGUAGAAUUAAAAUCCGGAGAUGUGAUUGCUCUCGGAUCUCCAAUCCCUCGAAGUUCCAAAACGCCAAAGAACAUUACAGAUGAUCACCUCAAGUGUGUGAUGGCUCAGGUUACGAUCUCUUACUAGACCCUUCCGUGUACACAUACCAUUGGCCUUUCUUUCCCCUCUUAGACCUCCUUCAAUCGGGUUUCAUUCCAUGCCUUUCACGUCCGAUACAUAUCUGCAAUAAAUUAACCUAGAUAGUACAUACACAACGGACAUUACCCAGACUGUAUUCACUGUAUACUAUACACAUCGCGUUCGGCCGGCC